AUGGGAUCUAAAUUUUCUUCUCCGCCAUUACAUUCUCAUCUGCCAUACAAUAACAGGGUCUCAGCCCCUUCUCUUAUCCAAUCCACUUGUUGGCUAGUGCACUUGCACACAAAUCUUCAAACAGAGUUAAGCAUGAGCAGCUUAACGACGGCCUUCACUUCUCGAAUCUCUUCAACAUGUUCGACUCAAUUCCCAGCUCGAUACCCUUCUUGGCACUUUUCUAAAAGGCCAGACCUCUUUCGGCCCUCACCGAGCCGUACACCCCCUAGACGAAGAAUCGUUUGCAUGGCGGAGCCUUAUUUGAUUGCAAAGUUGGAAUCUGCUGAGAAAACGUGGAAAGAAUUGUCGGUCAAGCUGGCUGAUCCAGAUGUGGUGUCAAAUCAUACUGAGUACCAAAAGUUGGCUCAAUCUGUGGCAGAGCUUAAUGAGGUGGUGGCAAUAUUCAGAAGAUUCAAGGAUUGUGAGAAACAGCUAGAUGAAUCAAAAGCUUUAGCAAAAGAGGAGGGAGUUGAUGAAGAUAUGGCCGAGAUGAUAGCUUCUGAAAUUGAAUCUUUAUCCAGUGAACUCAAAGGGCUUGAGGAGAAGCUCAAGGUAUUGCUUCUUCCAAGUGAUCCUCUUGAUUCAAGAAAUAUAAUGCUUGAAGGUACAAAUUCUGUGGUGGCAAUAUUCAGAAGAUUCAAGGAUUGUGAGAAACAGCUAGAUGAAUCAAAAGCUUUAGCAAAAGAGGAGGGAGUUGAUGAAGAUAUGGCCGAGAUGAUAGCUUCUGAAAUUGAAUCUUUAUCCAGUGAACUCAAAGGGCUUGAGGAGAAGCUCAAGGUAUUGCUUCUUCCAAGUGAUCCUCUUGAUUCAAGAAAUAUAAUGCUUGAAGUGAGGGCCGGUACUGGCGGCGAUGAGGCUGGACUAUGGGCGGGUGAUCUUGUGCGGAUGUAUCAGAGAUACAGUGAACGAAAUUCAUGGAAGUAUGCCCCAGUUUCAAGCUCUGAGGCUGAAAAAGGAGGAUUCAAGACAUAUGUGAUGGAAAUAAAAGGAAAUCGUGUAUAUAGCAAAUUAAAAUUUGAGUCGGGUGUCCACCGGGUUCAACGUGUUCCUCAGACAGAAGCGCAGGGCCGUGUGCACACAUCAACUGCUACUGUGGCAAUCAUGCCGGAGGCUGAUGAAGUUGAGGUUGAAAUUGAUCCAAAAGAUAUUGAACUCACGACAGCAAGGUCUGGAGGUGCUGGAGGGCAGAAUGUCAACAAGGUGGAGACUGCUGCUGAUCUUAUUCAUAAACCAACUGGGAUACGAAUCUUUUGCACUGAAGAAAGGACUCAACUUCAAAACAAGAAUCGCGCUCUUCAAUUAUUGCGUGCAAAAUUGUAUGAAAUCAAACUGAGGGAACAGCAAGAGUUGAUCAGGAAUCAGAGAAAAUCGCAGGUUGGUACAGGAGCUCGUGCAGAAAAGAUCCGGACCUACAAUUACAAGGACAAUAGGGUUUCUGACCACAGGCUGAAAAUGAACUUUGAGCUAACAUCAUUUCUUGAUGGUGAUAUUGAGACAGCUGUUCAGUCUUGUGCUACUAUGGAACAGAAAGAAUUGUUAGAAGAACUUGCAGAAUCUGUGUCAAUGACUGCUAGCUGA
This is a messenger RNA of Ilex paraguariensis (yerba mate), 1617 nucleotides long. The record is from the annotation of a GenBank genome assembly. NCBI's taxonomy places the organism in Eukaryota, Viridiplantae, Streptophyta, Magnoliopsida, Aquifoliales, Aquifoliaceae.